Molecule: messenger RNA, 1378 nt
Organism: Mycena citricolor
Lineage: Eukaryota; Fungi; Basidiomycota; Agaricomycetes; Agaricales; Mycenaceae
Source: the annotation of a GenBank genome assembly
GCGCUUUCGUGUGCUUUCUCGUUCCGCAUUACGGUGUACACCUCUGAGUCCAGAGUGCAGGCCGAGUCAGCUAUAUGCGCUCUAUAAAAUACCUCGUCACCAAGAUGGGCUAUCUGUCUAAUUCCCAGUACCUGCCAUGAGCACCGCCAGCUUCGAUUACGCUUCCUGGUCCCCCGCCUCGUCCUCGUUAACCUCACCGUCUUCGUCGAGUCCCGUCCAUCCCGCAUCACUCGUGGACGCGACCGCCCACUCGGCCGCAAUCAUGCAGCUCAUCAACACGGAUAUCUCGCGGCAUUUCAUCAAAUAUGUCGUCGAAUGCAUUUCAGAUACCGUCCAAUACGCACUGGGUUACGAUGCGCCGCGCGGCCGCACACACGCCCGCACGCGCCACACCCACCGCAAGUUCACCGCAUUCGUGCAGCGCGUCCUCGCCCACGCAAAGGUCCGGCCUGCCGCGGCGCUCGUGACGCUCGUCUACGUCGCGCGCGCACACCCGCACCUCAGCAUCGCGCACGAAGAGUGGGCGCUCGAGCGCGUGUUCCUCGGCGCGCUGGUCGCCGCGAGCAAGUACACGCAGGACAGCACGCUGAAGAACGCCCACUGGGCGCGCGUGAGCGGCUUGUUUGACGUGCACGACGUCGGGCGCAUCGAGCGCGAGUUUCUCGAGGUGCUGGACUGGGAGCUGGGUGUGCGGGAGGAGGAGGUCGUCGUGCACUGGGCUGGGAUUCUUGGUGAAAGCGCCCGCCAACGCGAGCGGCGGGAUUUGAGGGAGAAUCUGGCUGUGCAGCUGUCUCCGGUACUGCAGAGUCAUGUGCGCCUGGUUCGGCUCCCUCAGCAGCAGCAAGUGCAGCAAGUGCCCGACCUGGUGGCGAGCCCGACGAGUACCUGCGUAAGCCUUUCGCCGCGCACACCGUUCCAGUCUGGGACCCCGCCACAGCCUCAUGUGUCACCGACGUCGAAGCACGACUCUGAGACGGACGCCGACCCGGCUCGCAUGUCUUUGCCAGUCGAACCCUAGUCUCUGGACUGCAUGCCACCCCGAAUCGACCAUCGACCCAGAGACAUUACGCAUUCGUGCUCCUCCAUCAAGGACUCGCCAAGGACUGGCCCCGUUUCUCCAUCCGUGCGCUCUCAGGUGCCCUGGCGCAGAUCCCAUCUGGAAACCGACACCCGUGCAUAUCGCCCGCGGCAGUUCGUCUCUCUGUCUAUCCCCGGUCUGGACAGUUCACCUCCCCCAACGAACCGCGUGGUAUUCUCCCAUCCAAGGCCGCCGGUGAUCUCAUUGGAGCGUCGGUCUUCCGCAUGCAGUAGUAAGCUUCAGGAAUCGUAGCUUGACUGGUGUAAUUCGCGUCAUGAAUGGACAGCGAGAUUGAUCUAU